Molecule: messenger RNA, 2111 nt
Organism: Fimicolochytrium jonesii
Lineage: Eukaryota; Fungi; Chytridiomycota; Chytridiomycetes; Spizellomycetales; Powellomycetaceae
Product: methylenetetrahydrofolate reductase-domain-containing protein
Exons: 10
Coding region: 71-1813 (580 amino acids)
Biological process (GO): tetrahydrofolate interconversion
Cellular component (GO): cytosol
Molecular function (GO): methylenetetrahydrofolate reductase [NAD(P)H] activity; FAD binding
Source: RefSeq, a predicted model, not a curated record
CCACCCCCCCUGACUUUUAUAGCCCGCUUCACAAACACACUUCGUCGCAAACCUCGUCGCCAAAGCUACCAUGAAGAUCACCGACAAGAUAGCAAAGGCAACAGCCGAGGACAGGUGCUUCUGGUCCUUCGAAUACUUCCCACCGAAAACUGAAGCCGGUGUGAUCAAUCUAUAUGACCGCAUGGAGCGCAUGUACCAACUGGGCCCAGAGUUCGUCGACGUGACUUGGAACGCUGGCGGGAGCAGCUCGGAUGUGACUAUGCAAGUGUGCACGACCGCGCAGGCGGUAUAUGGGCUGGAGACUUGUAUGCAUUUGACGUGCACAAACAUGCCCCGGGAAAAGAUCGACAUCGCGCUAAAGGAUGCGAAGGCUGCCGGGAUACAGAACAUCCUUGCGCUGAGAGGGGAUCCACCGCGAGGGCAGGAGACGUGGACAAAGGUCGAGACAGGAUUCUCGUAUGCGAUUGAUCUUGUGAAGUAUAUCAGGCAUGAGUAUGGGGAUUACUUUUGUAUUGGGGUGGCAGCCUACCCGGAAGGUCAUACGGAUAACCCAGACCCAGAAGAAGACCUACGGCACCUCAAACGCAAGAUCGAAGCGGGCGCCGAUUACGUCGUCACUCAGCUCUUCUACGACGUAGACCUGUUCAUCACCUGGUACAAAAAGGCCCUUGACCUCGGCAUCACAGCCCCGAUCCUCCCCGGCAUCAUGCCCAUCCAAAACUACGGCGGCUUCAACCGCAUGACAUCGCUCUGCAAGACCUACGUCCCCGACCACAUCUUACGGGACCUGGAACCGAUCAAGGACGACGACAGGGCCGUGAAGGACUAUGGGAUCCGGUUAGCGAUCGAUAUGUGCAAUAAGAUGAAGGAGAGUGGGAUCCGCGGGUUCCAUUUCUAUACCCUCAAUCUGGAGCGGUCGACGCGGCUUAUCUUGGAAGGGUUGCAGUUUGUCGCGCCGAUUGACCAGGUGCGGCCGUUACCGUGGAACCCGUCAUUGGCGCGGAACCGCGAAAAGGAGAACGUGCGGCCUAUCUUCUGGAAGAACCGCAUACGCAGCUACAUCUUGCGGACGGAAGCGUGGGACGAUUUUCCGAACGGGCGGUGGGGGGAUGCGAGGUCGCCAGCCUUUGGCGAACUGGACGGCUACGGCUUCAACCUCAAACACUCCGCCUCCGAAUGCCUCUCCCUUUGGAAACACCCCAGCACCCUCCCCGACCUCUACGAGCUUUUCCGCGCCUACUGCACAAACGAGCUCAACGUCCUCCCCUGGUGCGACGGGCCCUUAAUAGCCGAAUCCGACGUCAUCCGAUCCCGGCUUGUGGAUAUCAACACCAAGGGCUACCUGACGAUAAACUCGCAGCCCGCGGUGGACGGCGCGCCGUCGUCGCAUCCCGUGUUUGGUUGGGGACCCAAAAACGGAUUUGUGUACCAGAAGGCGUAUUUGGAGUUUUUUGUGGGGCCUGAGGAGCUGGAUAGGCUGGUGAAGAAGAUUGCGGGGUAUCCGUUCGUUACGUAUUAUGCCGUAAAUAAGCAGGGCGACCUCCGCACAAACACACAAGGCGACUCCCCCAACGCCGUAACAUGGGGCGUCUUCCCCGGCCAAGAAAUCGUACAACCCACCAUCGUCGACUCGGCCAGCUUCAUCGCCUGGAAGGACGAAGCCUUCGAACUCUGGCAAAAAUGGGCAAACCUCUACACCCCUUCAACACCCUCGCACGACCUGAUCACGACCGUCGCGGAGUCCUGGUUCCUCGUCAAUGUCGUGGAUAACAAUUAUAAGGACCAGCAGGCUAUUUUUGACAUUUUUGAUUGAAGGGGAUAAGGACGCGGCGAUGUCGUCGUAGAAGCGCACCACGGCGCGGUAACCACGAAGAGAUACUCGGAUAGUCAGAACGGCAUACAUAUGUCUGAUACAUGAUACACCCCGAGAUGGUAGAGUAGCCGAUGUGGAAUGAACGCUAGUUCGAUCACAGUUAUUUUGGCAAUUUCCUGCGGCAGAGAGGCAGCCGGAGGUAAUUUCGAAGAUUGGCAUAGCUUUUUGCCACCAUUGCGUUUGCGAACAAUUUAGUGGCAUGCCUUGGUCUGGCAUAUAUAUAUACAAGGCUUGAGGG